GCUUGAGCAGUGUCAGUCAGCAGGCAAAGAAAUUCGUCUUCAGGUUGCGUGUGCGGCUGUUUGAAAUUUUCUUCUAUUCUCCCAGAAAAGGAAAACUCUUCUAACUUUCCAACAAUGUUUUCUCGUACGCUAAAGGCUGCAGCGGUUCAAGGAGCAAAGAAUUUCUCCACCAGCGGCCAGAACAACGUAAAAGUAGCGGUAUGCGGUGCCUCCGGUGGAAUCGGUCAACCGCUUUCGUUACUGCUGAAGCAGAGCCCGCUGGUGACCGAAUUGUCGCUGUACGAUAUCGUUCACACGCCCGGUGUCGCUGCGGAUUUGUCUCACAUUGAAACGCACUCCAAGGUCACCGGUUACAAUGGUCCGGAAAACCUGGAGAAAGCCCUCGCCGGAGCGCAGAUUGUGAUAAUCCCGGCCGGUGUGCCGCGCAAGCCGGGUAUGACCCGGGACGAUCUGUUCAACACGAACGCUUCGAUCGUUCGCGAUCUGGCUGCCGGAUGUGCCAAGGCUUGCCCGAAGGCACUGAUCGGAAUCAUUUCCAAUCCAGUCAACUCGACGGUCCCGAUCGCCUGCGAUACGCUGGCCAAGGCAGGUGUCCUGGACCCCAAGCGAGUCUUUGGCGUAUCGACGUUGGACAUCGUUCGUGCCAACACGUUCAUCGGGGAAGCUUCCGGUGUUGACCCACAGAAGGUCAACGUUCCCGUCAUUGGUGGCCACUCGGGUGUAACCAUCAUUCCGGUUCUGUCGCAAGCCACCCCUUCGGUCAGCUUUCCCCAGGAUAAGGUAGCCGCGCUGACCGAACGCAUCCAGGAAGCCGGUACGGAAGUUGUCAAGGCAAAGGCCGGUGCCGGUUCGGCCACACUCUCGAUGGCGUACGCAGGGGCUCGUUUCGCUCUGGCGCUGGCUCGCGCCAUCAACGGCGAAAAGAACGUGAUUGAGUGUGCCUACGUGCGCUCGGACAUCACCGAGGCGAAAUAUUUCUCCACACCGCUCGUGCUGGGUAAGAAUGGACUCGAGAAGAACCUCGGACUGCCAAAGUUGAACGCUUUCGAACAGGAUCUGCUGAAAAAAGCCAUCCCAGAGCUGAAGAAGAACAUCCAGAAAGGCGAGGACUUCGUCAAGAAGAACUAAAUCGCGACGAGUAUUGAGCUAUUCGACUAAUUUUUUUCUGGGCAAAUACCUAAGACUAAGGUUCAGCGCAUUUGGUUUUCUACAAAAACAAAACAUACAAAGCAAUCUAACAAAUAAUCUAGCAAAUUUUUAGUGUCACGAUCCACUCGCUGGGAUGAAAGAUAUUAACGAUAUUAUUGAGGCGUAGUGAAACAUUGAAAAAUCCAAGGAAACCAAAUCCCAAAGAAUGUAUAACACAUUUUAAAUGUGCUUUAGAAAAUGACACCCAAAUCAAUAAAAGGUUAAUCUUUUGUUUUGUAACACCAUA
Molecule: messenger RNA, 1435 nt
Organism: Sabethes cyaneus
Lineage: Eukaryota; Metazoa; Arthropoda; Insecta; Diptera; Culicidae
Gene: Mdh2
Product: malate dehydrogenase, mitochondrial
Exons: 3
Coding region: 115-1128 (337 amino acids)
Biological process (GO): carboxylic acid metabolic process; tricarboxylic acid cycle
Cellular component (GO): mitochondrion; cytoplasm
Molecular function (GO): L-malate dehydrogenase (NAD+) activity
Source: RefSeq, a predicted model, not a curated record